AUUGAAUUCAACAAAUUAACAAACACAAAAUAUCCACAUUAUAUAUAAUCAUGGUGGUCGAGAAGAAGAUCGUUGACGAAGUCUCCGGCUGGCUCAGAGUCUUUGACGACGGCUCAGUCGACCGGACAUGGUCCGGACCACCUCAGGUCAAGUUCAUGGCCGACCCGGUUCCCCCUCACGACCAUUUCGUCGAUGGAGUAGCCGUUCGAGACGUGGUGAUGGAUCAGGAAUCGGGUCUCAAGGUCCGAAUUUAUCUGCCCGAAGUAGAUCAAUCUUAUAAGCUCCCAAUUAUACUUCACUUCCACGGCGGCGGCUUCUGCAUCAGCCAAGCCGACUGGUUCAUGUACUACACUGUUUACACCCGGCUGGCUCGCGCCGCCGGUGCCAUUUGCGUGUCGGUCUAUUUGCGCCUAUCUCCUGAGCACCGUCUCCCGGCUGCCAUUGACGACGGCUACUCGGCUCUACUCUGGCUUAGCUCCUUAGCUAAAGGUGGCUCCCACGAGCCAUGGCUGGUUGAUCAUGCAGACUUCAACCGGGUUUUCCUUAUCGGAGACAGCUCCGGAGCAAACCUAGUCCAUGCUGUGGCGGCGAGAGCCGGAGAGGCGGACUUGAGCCCGUUGCGGCUAGCCGGAGGAAUUCCAAUACACCCGGGUUUUGUCCGGGCGGAGCGGAGCAAGUCGGAGUUGGAGAUGCCGCAGUCGCCGUUCCUAACCUUGGACAUGGUGGACAAGUUUCUGAGCCUGGCCUUGCCGGUGGGCUGCACCAAGGACCACCCGAUUACGUGUCCGAUGGGAGCGGCGGCGCCGCCUUUGGAGGGUUUGAAGCUUCCUCCACUACUUCUGUGUAUUGCUGAUAAGGAUUUGCUUCUGGAUACGGAAACGGAGUACUACGAGUGCAUGAAGAAGGCAAAAAAGGAUGUGGAGCUUCUGAUUAACCCCGGAAUGACUCAUAGCUUUUACUUGAAUAAGAUUGCUGUGGACAUGGAUCCAAACACCGCAGCCCAAACUGAUGGGCUUAUUACUGGGAUUGUGGAAUUCAUCAAGAAGCAUUGAUGUGUUUUUUUCUAGAUUACAUAUUUACGAUAUUGAAGAAUCAAGGCAAGUUGUGAGUCCGAAUAAGGUCAAUAAUUUGAUGAAAUUUAGAGGUCUUUACUUCCAUCAAUGAAGUUAUACUCUUAGUUUCUUCAAAUCCAAAUUUUAUACCAAAAUCAAUAUGAAAAAUUAUGUUUCUCAUUUCUUA
This is a messenger RNA of Ziziphus jujuba (common jujube), 1239 nucleotides long. RefSeq names its product carboxylesterase 15. The record is from RefSeq and is a predicted model, not a curated record. The transcript has a single exon. Bases 51 to 1052 code for a protein of 333 amino acids. NCBI's taxonomy places the organism in Eukaryota, Viridiplantae, Streptophyta, Magnoliopsida, Rosales, Rhamnaceae. Gene Ontology annotation, molecular function: hydrolase activity.